GUGACCCGUGCCCGAGUCCAAGAUGGAGGCUGCUGCCCGGCCUGGCCGGCCUCCUGUCCCAGCCUGAGCCCUCUGCGCGACCUCCGAGGGCGAACCAGGCGUGCAGACACGCAGGGCCGAUAGCUAGCACCGCCAAGGGCUGCUGAGAGAGCCUGGCCUCAGCCGGAGCCCAGCUUCCAGUCAGUACCCGCCCCGGCUCCAUCCGCUUUCUCUACCGCGAAGCGCAGGGCUGUGGCGCCGGGAGCAUCCUCCGGUAUUCCCCGCCCCCGGAACUGACAGCGCUGGGCGCCAAUGGGGUUCACUGCUGCAAGGCCAGGUGAAGACCUCUGCUCUCCCUGUGGAUUACUUGCUGUUCAAGACACCAGCUGUGAGACUCCGGAGCUCAUGCACCUCUGACCCGACCCUUCUCAUUUCUUUACUUGUAUGUGUUGGUGGAAGUUUGCAGCUCUUUGGAGCUACUGUUUACGUGGAACCUUUGAGCCAUUUUCAGUUGACUAAAGGCUUAGACGCUGCUAGCAAUGAGCUCCCAAAGCCAUCCAGAUGGUCUUUCUGGUCGAGACCAGCCAGUGGAGUUGCUGAACCCUGCCCGCGUGAAUCACAUGCCCAGCACGGUGGAUGUGGCCACAGCACUGCCCUUGCAGGUGGCCCCAACUGCAGUGCCCAUGGACCUGCGCCUGGACCACCAGUUCUCGCUGCCUGUAGCUGAGCCAGCACUCCGGGAGCAGCAGCUGCAGCAGGAGCUCCUGGCACUGAAGCAGAAGCAGCAGAUCCAGCGGCAGAUCCUCAUUGCCGAGUUCCAGCGGCAGCACGAGCAGCUGUCCCGGCAGCAUGAAGCCCAGCUGCAUGAGCACAUAAAGCAGCAGCAGGAGAUGCUGGCUCUCAAGCACCAGCAGGAGCUGCUGGAGCACCAGCGCAAGCUGGAGAGGCACCGCCAGGAGCAGGAGCUGGAGAAGCAGCACCGCGAGCAGAAGCUGCAGCAGCUCAAGAACAAGGAGAAGGGCAAGGAGAUCACUGCUACCACAAGGAUAUGCCAGAGCCCAUGGCUGCCUCCCAUCAUGGUCUGCACUGUGGAGUCCACUCCUGUGCAUCUUGUGCCAGGUGCUGUGGCCAGCACAGAGGUGAAGAUGAAGCUGCAGGAGUUUGUCCUCAACAAGAAGAAAGCAUUGGCCCACCGGAACCUGAACCAGUGCAUUUCCAGUGACCCCCGCUUCUGGUACGGGAAGACGCAACACAGCUCCCUGGACCAGAGCUCUCCGCCCCAGACGGGAGUGUCGACCUCCUACAACCACCCGGUCCUGGGGAUGUAUGAUGCCAAAGAUGACUUCCCUCUGAGGAAGACAGCUUCUGAACCCAACCUGAAAUUACGGUCCCGGCUUAAGCAGAAAGUGGCAGAGAGACGGAGCAGCCCCCUGUUGCGCAGGAAAGAUGGGCCCGUGGUUACUGCUCUAAAAAAGCGACCCCUGGAUGUCACAGACUCUGCGUGCAGCAGUGCCCCAGGCUCCGGGCCCAGCUCGCCCAACAGCAGCUCUGGCAACGUCAGCACUGAGAACGGCAUCGCGUCCACCGUGCCCAGCGUCCCGGCUGAGACCAGUUUGGCGCAUAGACUUGUGACUCGAGAAGCCUCUGUCGCCCCACUUCCUCUCUACACAUCACCAUCCCUGCCCAACAUCACCUUAGGACUUCCUGCUACGGGCCCUUCUGCUGGCGCCACAGCUCAGCAGGACGCUGAGAGGCUCGCCCUCCCGGCCCUGCAGCAGCGGAUCUCCCUCUUCCCUGGCACCCACCUGGCCCCCUACCUGGGUACCUCGCCCCUGGAGCGGGAUGGCGGGGCAGCACACAACCCCCUUCUGCAGCACAUGGUCCUGCUGGAGCAGCCACCCACACAGACACCCCUCGUCACAGGUCUGGGUGCGCUGCCCCUGCACACACAGCCCCUGGUCGGCACAGACCGCGUGUCCCCAUCCAUGCACAAGCUGCGCCAGCACCGCCCGCUGGGGCGCACGCAGUCAGCACCGCUGCCGCAGAGUGCACAGGCCCUGCAACACCUGGUGAUCCAGCAACAGCACCAGCAGUUCCUGGAGAAGCACAAGCAGCACUUCCAGCAGCAGCAGCUACACAUGGGCAAGAUAAUCUCGAAACCCAGUGAGCCAGCCCGGCAGCCCGAGAGCCACCCCGAGGAGACGGAGGAGGAGCUCCGUGAGCACCAGGCCCUGCUGGACGAGCCCUGCCUGGACCGGCUCCCAGGGCAGAAGGAGGCACACGCGCUGGCUGUGCAGGUGAAGCAGGAGCCCAUUGAGAGCGACGAGGAGGAGGUGGAGCCCGCGCAGGAGGCAGAGCCUGGCCAGCGCCCGCCCACCGAGCAGGAGCUGCUCUUCAGACAGCAAGCGCUCCUGCUGGAGCAGCAGCGGAUCCACCAGCUGAGGACCUACCAGGCAUCCAUGGAGGCUGCAGGCAUUCCCGUGUCCUUCAGCAGCCACCGGCCUCUGUCCCGGGCUCAGUCCUCCCCCGCAUCUGCCACCUUCCCUGUGACUGUCCAGGAGCCCCCCAGCAAGCCAAGGUUCACCACAGGCCUCGUGUAUGAUACGCUGAUGCUGAAGCACCAGUGCACCUGCGGGAACACCAACAGCCACCCUGAGCAUGCUGGGAGGAUCCAGAGCAUCUGGUCCCGCCUGCAGGAGACAGGCCUCCGCGGCAAGUGUGAGUGCGUCCGCGGACGGAAGGCCACGCUGGAAGAGCUGCAGACAGUGCACUCAGAGGCACACACGCUCCUCUAUGGUACAAACCCCCUCAACAGGCAGAAGCUGGACAGUAAGAAACUUCUAGGCUCCCUGACCUCUGUGUUUGUGAGGCUCCCUUGCGGUGGUGUUGGGGUGGACAGUGACACCAUCUGGAACGAGGUGCACUCAUCAGGCGCCGCUCGUCUGGCCGUCGGGUGCGUGGUGGAGCUGGUCUUCAAGGUGGCUACAGGGGAGCUGAAGAAUGGAUUUGCUGUGGUCCGGCCCCCAGGACACCAUGCGGAGGAGAGCACACCCAUGGGCUUUUGCUACUUCAACUCGGUGGCAGUUGCAGCGAGGCUCCUCCAGCAGCGGCUGAAUGUGAGCAGGAUCCUCAUCGUGGACUGGGACGUGCACCACGGGAACGGGACCCAGCAGGCUUUCUACAGCGACCCUGGCGUCCUCUAUGUGUCCCUGCACCGCUAUGACGAUGGGAACUUCUUUCCAGGCAGUGGUGCACCUGAUGAGGUGGGCACUGGGCCCGGUGUGGGCUUCAACGUCAACAUGGCCUUCACAGGUGGCCUCGACCCCCCCAUGGGAGACACAGAGUACUUGGCAGCCUUCAGAACCGUGGUUAUGCCAAUCGCCAACGAGUUUGCCCCAGAUGUGGUGCUGGUGUCAUCAGGCUUCGAUGCUGUGGAGGGCCACCCCACACCUCUCGGCGGGUACAACCUCUCUGCCAAAUGUUUCGGGUACCUGACGAAGCAACUGAUGGGCCUGGCUGGCGGCCGGAUCGUGCUGGCCCUCGAGGGAGGCCAUGACCUAACAGCUAUCUGUGAUGCCUCCGAAGCCUGUGUUUCUGCUCUGCUGGGAAACGAGCUCGAGCCUCUGCCAGAAAAGGUCUUACAGCAGAGGCCCAACGCCAACGCUGUCCGCUCCAUGGAGAAGGUCAUGGAGAUCCACAGUCAGUACUGGCGCUGCCUACAGCGCGUGUCCUCCACGGCUGGGCACUCUCUGAUUGAGGCACAGAAGUGCGAGAAUGAGGAGGCUGAGACGGUGACUGCCAUGGCCUCGCUGUCCGUGGGCGUGAAGCCCACCGAGAAGAGGCCAGACGAGGAGCCCAUGGAGGAGGAGCCACCCCUGUAGCGCCCUCUUGAAGCUGCUGUCUCCUUUGUUUGUCUGUCUUGAAGCUCAGCCAGGAAACUUUCCCGUGUCACUCGUGCGUCCUGCACGGGCUCUCUGAGCACAGGGACGCCAGGCAUGCAGCGGCAGUGGGAGGCCUUUCCGCCGCCUGGACCACAGGUCUCCAGAGGCGCACGCACGGGCGUGGCAGCUUCUCGCGGACACGGGACAGGACGGCGCGCACUGCGCGGAUGCGCAGACACGCGGAAGCCAAGCACAUUUGGGCAGCCCCCGGCGCAGCCGCAGAGGAAGGAGCUGUGGCAGCGGGGGGUAAAGUUGCCGGAUUUAGUUGACACAAGGAAAGGAAAAUGAAAAUCAAAGAUCUAAUAAUACAAAACAAACUUGAUUAAAACUGGUGCUUAAAGUUUGAUUCUUACCCACAGUUCUACAGUCUCCGUGUAAACCACUCAGCUCAUCUUGUAGCUUAUUUUUUUUUAAACAGAAAGUUUUCUAUGGCUCUGGCCUGCCCUGGGAGCCUUUGAGGCAUCCCAUGGGGUUUGCAGCCAGGUGGGGACAGAGUUGGAGGAGCCUUUAAAGGAAAAAACUGGACAAAGCAGAAUGUGAGCCUGGAAGUCAGCUUGAGCUUCUCAAAGCCAUCGGAAGAUACGAGUUUGUGCCUUUUUUUUACUGCUCUGAUGGAUUUUUGUGGCUGGGUUUUCUGAAGUCUGAGGAACAAUGCCUUAAGAAAAACUCAACAGCAGGAAUUGGGGGACCGUUUGCUAUGGUCGGGGGAGCCCAUGGUGCUGGCCUGGCGCUCAGCGGGCAGCGCCGCCUCUGCCUGGAGCGCGGCCAUCCACGGGCCUUGUGUGGCUUUAUUGCUGUUAAGGAAAGUGGAGGUGUUCCAGAAAAGCGGCAAGCACUGUUGGGGGUUUUGAAGUCCAACAACUUUUAAAUGAAUCCAAAGUGUUCUUUUCUCACCCAUCACGUAGCAGUGAGCAUCUCCAUUUGGUCGUGAAGCAUGUCGUAGACACACACCUGCAGUGUUGCGGUCGGAAUGCUUUCAUCAGGAGCAAGUAGCAUGAAGUAUUGCUUAACUUUAGGUAUAAAUAAAUAUAUAUAUAUGUAUAAUAUAUAUUCCAAUGUAUUCCAAGCUAAGAAACUUGAUUCUUAUGAGAUCUUGGUAAAUAUUUAUAUGCAUUUAUAGAAAAUAUAUAUAUAUAUAAAAUAAAUGCAGAUUGUGAAGGUCCUGGCAAGUGGAGGGCUUGGCACGAGCUCCUCGGUGCUUAGGGAGAGCAAUCCGGGCGCAGCCCUGCAGUUCUGAGCUCCGACGGGCAGCUUUCUGAUUGCUACCCGUUCGCCCCUGGGCAGCUUCCCUACCUGUUUGUACUUUAAUUUUAAUUAUUUUCUAACAGAGGCCCCACCCUGUCCAAGCCUCCGUGCACAUAGGUACCUAAUGAGUUUUUAUAGCAAAGGAUAUAAAUUUGCUGUUGAUUUUUGUAUGAAUUUUUCACAAGAAGAUCCUAAAUAAGCAUUGUUUUGUGAAUUUUACAUUUUUUUCCUCACCAUUUAGCAGUUUUCUGAAUGGUAAGAACGUCUGAACCUUUUUCUUUUCUAAAUUCUUGAUUGAACAUUUUUUUAACUUGGAUGGGUUUUUUAUGAUUUGUUUGUGUUAUUCUGUAAAGUGUGCAGGCCCCUGCCGUGCUCAGGCCUGCCACCAUCAGAAAUGAUUUUGUGAACGUAAACGUCCAGUGAGGUCAGGAGCUGGGCCUUCCCGGUGAUGCCAGCCAGCCUGUCUUCCUGGCUGUGUCCCAGGAGCUGUGCAGAGGAGCCAGGGGCUCUUCCUCCCUGCCGCACGUGAGUGUCGGGGAUGGAGUGUUUUCCUCUCCCUGGCCGGGCCUGUGGCUGCAGUGGACCACAGUGUCAGCAUUAAUGAACCCAUGUGUAGACUUCUUGGACCACUCCAGAGGGGUGGAGUCCUCGCUCCAGUUUCCCAAAGACCUUUUAUGCAUGUCAGCAACGCAUGGCCCCGCUGGCCCUGCCCCCACCUGGGGGAUUUCUGCUGCAGCCGUGCAGCUGGGGCUCUGCUGGACGCCAGGAAGCCAGGGCCUCGAUGCCCGCCGAGCCCGAGCCCAAGUCCUCGGAGUGUGUACUUCCAGAGGGAGCGCGGGCUUGUCUUUGCUCUUUUUCUCUUUGCAGUAACUGACAGCCACUUUUACUGGUAACUUAUUUUCUAGCACUUGAAGCCACCAAUUUCAUUCCAAAGUGUGUCAUAGUUUAGACUUGAGGGAGGAGGUGCAGAUGCUCAGGAGGGACCCCAAGCCAGGUUUCUGAUUUUGGUGAAGUUUACAGGGUAGGCGUAACUAGCCAGACUUGUGCCCGGAUGAGUGCGUCCUGGCCUCCCCGUCACUGCCGCCCCUGGGCAGUGCUGAGACGGUGGGUGGUGAGCAGGGCAGAGCAGGCUUGGGCACGUUUGAUUCUCCCCUCCCUGCUGGCUGCUCUCAGCGCCAAAGCCCAGUUGGCAGGAGACACUGCAAUGGAGGGGCCACCUAGGCGCCUUCCCGCCGGUGGCACUCGCUGGUGGUGAUGGGGCGGUACCAGCUCCUCCAGCCUCCACGCUCCUGCCCUGCGCCCCCACGGUGCCUGGGCGGCCGCGUCAUUUCACUGUGCUUUCCUGUGGGGGAAACGUGGGCCGCCGGGUGGCCAGGCUGUCACCGUCCACGCCCCCAGCCUUGCUCGGCAGGGCCUGGCGGCACGGGCACCCCUCACCAACACGCCCGCUCAGCGUGCUGCAGCCUCUACCAUGUAGCCUUCUCUUCCCUUUGAAGACGCAGUUGGCUGCGUCCACAGCCAGCGUCAGGGCAGGUGGCAGGAGGGGCCGCAGCCCCGCAGGCAGGACACAGCAGGGAGGGCUCUCCACGUGCCUCCCCACCUGGGCGUGGGCCUGGGCCUGGGCCUGGGCCUUGGCCUGUUCCUUCCUCUGCAGAGGACUGGGGGGCAUGGCCAGGAGUCGGAGCGAGCACUUUAAGCCCUUUAGUAAAGGGAAGCCCCGGCCAGUGACCCACGCGGCUUCCCUGCGGCUUCCCGCUGCACACAUCGUGCCCACACCCCACCAGCAGGCGGUGCCCACCGCCGGGACUGGCCACCACCCGGCCGGGCUCCGGCUCCAGGCCGCUUUGUCGAAGUGUUUCAGUUUUUCUUUCCUUUCAAACCGUUUCCAAGAGGAAGGGCCGUCGAGUCUGGUUGUUGCGGCACUAGCCAUGGACCUUGUGUUUCUCUCCAUCGGAGCAUUCCUCCCUCUCGGCCACAGCCUCGUGCUCAUUCCUUGUUUUGUAGACUUUGGGCCCACGUGUUUCAUGGGCAUUGAUACAUAUAUAAAUAGAGAGAUAUAAACAUAUGAAUAUAUUUUUUUAAGUUUCCUACACCUGGAGGUUGCAUGGCCCGUAUGCCCGGCAUGUCUUUAUAUUGGAUACGGAUUUUGCACGCCAAACUUGGCAGCUUUUGGGGAAGAAAAAUGCCUUUCGUUCCCCUCUCGUGACAUUUACAGAUACAAAAAAGAUGGAAAUUUUUCUGUAAAACAAAACCUUGAAGGAGAGGAGGGGUGGGAGUUUUGAGUCUUACUGAACUUAUUCUUAAGAAUUGUACUUUUUAUUGUAAGAAAAAAUAAAAAGGACUACUUACACAUUUGUCAUAUUAAGGAAAAAGUUUACCUAGCACUUGUGACACACCAAUAAUAGAGUUUGUUGUAUUUAUGUGGAGCAGUGUUGCGGGGAGAUGCGGGCGCGCACUGUGGCCGCGGCCCCUUGCAUUGAUUUGGAGGGUUUGGUUUUGUUUGGUUUGUUUCCUUUUUUCCUGCCACAGGCUGCUCGCCCUCGCAGGCCCUGUGACCGUUUGUUCCGACUGAGAAGCGGGGCUCUCCAGCGUCCCCUUCCUGGCGGCGCCGGGCUGCCGCCUGGCCCCCAGCCACAGCUGCCACGGGCCCAGAGCCGGUGGCCCGGCGUGGCCUCGGGCGUCCAUGAAGCCGCCUGUGGGAAGGACAGAGCGAGCGUUUCUUGUUUCCUGGUGUGUGUGCUCCACGGCGGAGGCGCCCUGUUCCGGUUUUGAGCAGACAAGCAUGUGUGGUCUCUGCACAUGCUCUUGGGGCUCGACCCUCACUCACCAACCUCGCACCGUGGGGCCGGAGCCGCUGCCUGGGCUCCUGCGGUUUCAGCUGUUCUCUCUGCUGUCUGGACCUUCUCCGUGGUUCUUUCUUUUGCUCAGUGGAGAUGGAGGUCUUGUUUCAGUGUUUUCAUUCUUGUUUGUUGUGUGUGGGUGAAACUUCGCUGGCCGGCGGUGUCCUCCGACAGUCAGCCCCUCUUUCCACCUCCCGGAGUCCAGUGUCUGUACCGCGUUGCACACUGUCACUCUUGUGGUGUAAAUAAAGACUGCAUUCAUUGCCUCCG
Chinchilla lanigera (long-tailed chinchilla) is the source of this 8275-nucleotide messenger RNA. RefSeq names its product histone deacetylase 4 (gene Hdac4). Gene Ontology annotation, cellular component: histone deacetylase complex. The transcript is spliced from 28 exons. Gene Ontology annotation, biological process: chromatin organization; negative regulation of transcription by RNA polymerase II. The coding region runs from base 519 to 3860 and encodes 1113 amino acids. Lineage: Eukaryota; Metazoa; Chordata; Mammalia; Rodentia; Chinchillidae. Gene Ontology annotation, molecular function: histone deacetylase activity. The record is from RefSeq and is a predicted model, not a curated record.